Brassica napus (rape) is the source of this 1211-nucleotide messenger RNA. RefSeq names its product peroxidase 11-like. Gene Ontology annotation, biological process: hydrogen peroxide catabolic process; response to oxidative stress. Gene Ontology annotation, molecular function: peroxidase activity; heme binding. The transcript is spliced from 4 exons. The record is from RefSeq and is a predicted model, not a curated record. NCBI's taxonomy places the organism in Eukaryota, Viridiplantae, Streptophyta, Magnoliopsida, Brassicales, Brassicaceae. The coding region runs from base 99 to 1106 and encodes 335 amino acids.
CCCACCCAAUUUCUCCCACUCCUUACCUCUCACUAACAUUUUAACAUUUUCUGAAAAAAAAAAGUUUAGCAAAAGGGUCUCUAGAGAACAGGAGAAGUAUGAAACUCCUCCUUGUGAUAUGUAUCGUCCAUGCCAUCUUUAUUCCCUGCUUCUCUUUUGAUGUAUCAGGAAUGGAUCUUCCUUUAACCCUAGAUUAUUACAAGUCUACUUGCCCGACGGUAUUUGAUGUCAUCAGAAAAGAAAUGGAAUGCAUAGUGAAGGAAGAUCCAAGAAAUGCAGCCAUAAUUAUUCGUUUACACUUCCACGACUGCUUUGUCCAAGGAUGCGAUGGAUCUGUGUUACUAGACGAAACAGAGUCAUUGAAGGGAGAGAAGAAAGCUUCUCCCAACAUAAACUCACUGAAAGGAUACAAAAUCAUAGACAGGAUCAAGAACAUAAUCGAAUCCGAAUGUCCUGGAGUUGUUUCGUGCGCCGAUCUUCUCACAAUUUCUGCUAGAGAUGCUACAAUCCUGGUUGGUGGGCCUUACUGGGACGUUCCUGUGGGGAGAAAAGAUUCAAAGACAGCAAGCUACGCGCUUGCCACAACGAAUCUUCCAACUCCUGACGAGGGUUUAAUCAGCAUCAUCGCUAAAUUCUACUAUCAGGGUCUCUCUGUUGAAGACAUGGUCGCUCUUAUCGGAGCUCACACGAUAGGGAUGGCACAAUGUCGGAACUUCCGGUCGCGGAUCUAUGGAGAUUUUAGGGUAACGACAGCACUAAACCCCGUAUCAGCGACGUAUCUGGCGAGACUCCAAGAGAUUUGUCCCGAGAGCAGCGGAGAAGGUGAUAGAAACGUGACGGCCAUGGACAAUGUGACGCCGAAUCUCUUUGACAACUCCAUCUACCACACGCUCUUGAGAGGAGAAGGGUUGCUGAGUUCUGACCAGGCGAUGUACACGAGCAUGUUCGGUAUACAGACACGGCGGAUAGUGAGCAAGUACGCGGAAAAUCCGGUGGCUUUCUUCGAGCAAUUCUCCAAGUCGAUGGUAAAGAUGGGGAACAUUUUGAACUCCAAGAGCUUGGUCGAUGGAGAAGUUCGAAGAAACUGCAGAUUCGUUAAUACAUGAAAACAUCCAUUUAACAAAACUAUUUUCUCUGUGUUAAAAAACCGCAAGGCCGUGUUAAACAGUAAUUGGUACGGUUUGAACAAGAAUACGGUUUGAACAAGAAAA